Molecule: messenger RNA, 1866 nt
Organism: Penicillium argentinense
Lineage: Eukaryota; Fungi; Ascomycota; Eurotiomycetes; Eurotiales; Aspergillaceae
Product: DEAD/DEAH box helicase
Exons: 3
Coding region: 1-1866 (621 amino acids)
Molecular function (GO): hydrolase activity; DNA binding; ATP binding
Source: RefSeq, a predicted model, not a curated record
AUGGAGUUCUGCCCGCGCAAUACUCGCUUCAACUCGACGUAUCCGCCGCCAUUGCCUGGAUCGAGCAUCGUGUUGCGCGAUUACCAGGAGGAAUGCAUUCAGUCGGUACUCAAAUACCUCGAUGAAGGGCACCGACGGCUCGGAAUCUCAUUAGCCACUGGAGCCGGCAAGACGGUCAUCUUCACGCAGCUCAUUAGCCGGGUUCCCUCACGCACUGCGAAAGCGACGAAGACUAUGAUUAUUGUUCAUCGACGCGAGCUUGUCGAACAAGCCGCAAAGCACUGCCGUCUCGCAUACCCAGACCUUUCUGUAGAGAUUGAGAUGGGUCAGAACGUGGCUACAGGGCUUGGAGACAUCAUCAUUGCCUCGGUCCAAACUCUGGCACGAGGGCGCAUUGGGAGGUUUGAUCCAGCGGAAUUCAAGCUCAUACUGGUUGAUGAAGCGCAUCAUAUAGUCGCGCGAUCCUACCGCGAGGCCCUGGGCCACUUUGGCCUGAAUGAGCCCUCCUCCAGUGCGCCAGUCCUGGUAGGCGUCUCAGCGACCUUUUCGCGGUUCGACGGACUGAAACUGGGUGCUGCGAUUGAUCACAUUGUCUACCACAAGGACUAUGUGGAUAUGAUUGGGGAGAAGUGGCUAGCAGAUGCGGUCUUUACUACAGUCAAAUCAGAAGCCAAUCUGUCUCAAGUCAAAAAAGACAAGUUCGGUGACUUUGCUCUUGGGUCGCUUUCUGAAGCGGUCAAUACUGUAAACACAAACAACAUCACAGUACGUGCCUGGAUGGCAAAUGCGGCGGGCCGCAAGUCGACACUGGUAUUCUGCGUGGAUAUCGAGCAUACAAAGCAGCUUACUGCAACAUUUCGCGAGCACGGUGUCGAUGCUCGGUAUAUUACUUCCAAUACACACAAGGAUACUCGUGCUAAGCAAAUCGAGGCCUUCAAAGAACAGGAGUUUCCAGUUCUACUGAACUGUGGCCUCUUCACAGAGGGAACUGAUAUUCCAAAUAUCGACUGCGUUGUCUUGGCUCGGCCAACUAGGUCCAGAAAUCUGCUUAUUCAAAUGAUCGGCCGAGGGUUGCGGCUCUUCUUUGGGAAGAAGGAUUGUCAUAUUAUUGACAUGGUAGCGUCAUUGGCAACGGGAGUUCUGUCGACUCCGACCCUUUUUGGCCUUGAUCCCGACGAAGUCUUGAACAAAUCUACCGUGAAGGAAAUGCGAGAGGAGCGGCAGAAAUCAAGUCAACCAACACCACCACCUUACAAUGAAAACUCCCUGGAUGAAGACGUGCAACUGCAGUUCACGAAAUAUGACAGUAUCUACGACCUCCUAGGCGACACGCGGUACGAGAGGCAUAUCAGGUCCGUGAGCAAGAACUCAUGGGUGCGAGUCGGUGAUGGAAAGUAUAUUCUAUCAGAUACAAAUGGAUGGCUCAGCCUCGAGAAGGAAGCAGAGAUGUUCGUCGUACGUUAUGUCAUGAAAUUCAAAGAUCCAAUCACCGAGAAACCGCAAUUCACCCGACCACGACAAAUUGCCUCUGGGCCGGACCUCGAGACAGCCGUUCGAGCAGGUGAUACAUUUGCCAGCAGCAAAUUCGAGGAACAUUUCAUUGCAUCAUGGAAGCCGUGGCGACAGAGCCCAGCAACAGCUACGCAGAUCCAGAUGCUGAAUAAGUCGCGCAUUAAGACUGGAAAUGUUCCUCCGGAGGGACUGACCCGCGGUCAAGCUGCAGAUAUAAUCACGAAGCUCAAGUUUGGCGGCAAGAAGAGAUACGAUAGGCUGCUGUCGCAACAUCGAAAGAGCCAGCAAAAAAACCAGGAGCUGGCGGAAUUGCGGACAAGGACCGAUGUCAAGGUUGGGCCUCUGGCAGGCUAG